AAAAAAAUUAUAUAAAGAUGACAGUGUUUCUUUUGUUGUUUCUAUUCUUUUUUUGGCUAUAGGGAAAUGGAAGGUAUUUUAUUGUGUGUUUUAAAGUGUUGAACUUUUUCUGUUAUUCGUUAACAUUUUAUUUUCUUGUCUCUGUAAUUUUUAAGGUCAUUCCAACUAUCAAAGGAUCAAAUGAUAAGAUGUUUUUCAUCUCACCCUGUGGAGAAAAAAUUUCUCAUAUGAAACAGCUGAGAAAAUAUCUCAAAUCUCAUCCUGGAGGCCCUUCAUUCUCUGCUUUUGAUUGGAGGCGGGGCGUAGGUACACGUAUAUUGCUUUAAUAGAUGUCCAAUUAUAUGCAGCUUUGAAGAUCUAAUUUAUCAUGCCACUGAAAUUAUAGUCUGUGUGCCAAUGACCAUUUCAAGCUAUUAGUUUCCAUUUUGGUUCAAGGUAUAGUUUAGUACAGUGUCGAAUACUAAGAACUGCAAUUUGUGUUACUGGGGAAGUGUGUCCUUGGGCUUCCAUCCAAAUGCUCAACCUUAUAACACACCUUAGUGCAUAAUUUAAGUUGAAAUAUGGAGCUUUCUUUUAAGUCUGCAACUUUCUUUGUCAUCACUUUUGUUUAGGCACCCCAAGAUGUUCCCCUAGAUUGAAUGGGAAAUCAAAUGCAUAUGGCUCUUCUGAGAGUGAUACUCAGAAAAGGCAGAAGUUGGAAAGGAGAUUACUGAAAAAGGAGAAAGAUGAUGAUGCAGAUGAUGAUGCUGAUAAUGAUGAAUAUGAAAAUGCUGAUAUGAAAAAAGAUAUUACCGAAGAAUUCAAAGCAGCCGCAGAAGUUAUGAAGGAAGAAGUGGAGGAUAGUGAAAUGCAACAUGAUGGAAGGGAGGAUAUAAAGGAUCCUGUCCUUAGUCACGAUGAUGAUGCCAAGGUUGCUGAGCAAAAAUCUGAAGCAGGGGAGGCAGUGAUGCUGAUGAAAACAUGGAUAAAAAAGAUGGAAUUCAUGGAACUAACCUUCUUGAUGUGAAGAAUGAAGGCACGAAAAGCAGACCAUCGACGUCUACUGGGUUUGAGGAUAGUAAGGCCACUGCAACUGAAUUCGAGGGACUGAAGUUUUAUGGCAUUGGCCAAGCUGAUGCCAUGGUUUCAAAGCAGAAAUCUAAAGCAGGGGAAGUAGUGAUGGAGGAGCCAGUGUUGGGUGAAGAUCCGAAAGACGCAAAACAGGAAACCGAAGUAAAUGAUGUGGGUGAAAACAUGGACAAAAGUGAUGGUAUUUAUGGAAAUAAGCUUUUUGAUGCGAAGAAUGUGGACACAGAUAGCAGCACAUGGUCGACAUCCUGUGGGCUUGAGGACACUAGUAAGGUGUUCGCAAUUGACUUCUCCGGACAGAAGCUUUUCAGCAUUUUCCGACAGCUGUUGGGAAGUUUAAAAGUAAACAAGUGACUGAACAUCAAAUAGAAGAUAGCGAUGUUACCAAGCAAGCAUCAAGUUGAAGUACUUAGAUCAUUUUUUUAUUUUUAUUUUUUUGUGGAAUAGCAUAGCUGUAUUUUUGUGUUUUAGCGACCUACAGGAUCGAAUAAUUCAUGAUUGUCAAUUCGUCAUCAAUAGCCAUAAGCUAAGUGUUAUCAAGAUGUUACUUAUAACUGAAUCCGUU
Molecule: messenger RNA, 1633 nt
Organism: Oldenlandia corymbosa var. corymbosa
Lineage: Eukaryota; Viridiplantae; Streptophyta; Magnoliopsida; Gentianales; Rubiaceae
Source: the annotation of a GenBank genome assembly